This is a messenger RNA of Protopolystoma xenopodis, 456 nucleotides long. NCBI's taxonomy places the organism in Eukaryota, Metazoa, Platyhelminthes, Monogenea, Polystomatidea, Polystomatidae. The record is from the annotation of a GenBank genome assembly.
AUGCUUGCCCGUCCAGUUCGUGGUAUUGACUGCGGCUUCCCUAAUCAACCGACAUGCCCUCAACAGAGAAACGACCUCAACAUCUUCGCCAGCAAUGGCGUUGGAAACGGAAACGGCAGCGCCACGGAUCCCAGGCGUGUCCAUAUCUCAUCGCCGACUCGCCAACCACAUUUCAAGAGUCACGAUGCCUCAGACACACCACCGCACUCGCCAGCUUGCCUUUCAUUGUCCCAAACACCGGCAGAAACGCCGACAGCCCCACUCUCGGAGCCUCGUAGCGCUCAGACAAUGGCCAGUUGCUGUGCAACAGCAUCGCGAUACACGGGUCGGCCGGGCGACUCCAGCACUACCAGGGCCUGGACGCUUAGAUCCCAAACAUUGACGACUAGCUUUAUCCGGCUAGAGCCUGCUGCUGUGGCCGAACAACUGACGCUGAUUGACAAGGUCAGGCACUAA